CUCUCACUCCGUGAGACACAGACGGCAGCUUUCCGAGCGAGCUGGGGACAGGCUGAGGCGGCGCCAGCACAACUGCCGCCGCGCGCCCCGAGAAGACCUGGGCAAGAGGAAAGAAGGCGAAGCCGGAACUCCUUCCCCGAGCCGACGGACACCUGGGCGCCUCCGCUCGACACCCUUCGAGGCCACUUCGCGGGGCGGGCCAGGACUUGGGGACGCGGCUCAGGAAGAGCCGGGGCGGGCGGCGGCGGCGGGGGCCCAGGCGCGAGGGUUCGCGCACUGGGACUAGAGAGGAGUGAGCGGCGGGCCAGGCGGCGGCGGCCGUAGCCGCGGGUGCCUCCCCGCCUCGCCGCUUCGCGUGCAGCACCGCCUCCCGGGCCGCGGCCGCCCGGCCGGGUCCUCUGCGCGUUCCCGGGCCCAGAGCCGGCGCACGAUGCGCCCGGCUGCGUUCUGAUCGCCGCCGCGCCUCAGCUUCCGCCGCGAUGAUCCCCCCCGAGCCGCCGCAGCAGCAGCAGCUGCAGCCGCCGCCGCCGCCAGCCCCGCCGAACCAUGUGGUGACCACCAUCGAGAACCUGCCGGCCGAGGGCAGUGGCGGCGGCGGCGGGAGCCUGUCCGCCUCCUCCCGGGCUGGCGUGCGCCAGAGGAUCCGCAAAGUGCUGAACAGGGAGAUGUUAAUCUCUGUGGCCCUGGGCCAGGUGUUAUCCCUCCUUAUUUGUGGAAUUGGCUUGACUAGCAAGUAUCUGUCAGAAGAUUUCCAUGCCAACACACCAGUCUUCCAGAGUUUCCUCAAUUACAUUCUUCUCUUCUUGGUCUAUACAACCACACUAGCCGUCAGACAAGGAGAAGAAAACCUCCUGGCAAUUUUACGACGAAGGUGGUGGAAGUACAUGAUUUUGGGACUCAUAGACCUGGAAGCAAAUUACCUGGUGGUCAAGGCUUACCAGUACACAACUCUGACCAGUAUCCAGCUCCUGGACUGUUUUGUGAUCCCAGUCGUGAUUUUGCUCUCCUGGUUCUUCCUGCUGAUCCGGUACAAGGCUGUGCAUUUCAUCGGCAUCGUCGUCUGCAUCCUGGGGAUGGGCUGCAUGGUAGGAGCAGAUGUGCUUGUGGGAAGGCAUCAGGGAGCAGGGGAAAAUAAGCUGGUAGGGGACCUUCUGGUCUUAGGAGGAGCCACACUCUAUGGUAUCUCUAACGUCUGGGAAGAAUACAUCAUCCGAACCCUGAGCCGAGUGGAAUUCCUGGGAAUGAUUGGUCUCUUUGGAGCAUUUUUCAGUGGAAUUCAAUUAGCUAUAAUGGAGCACAAGGAGCUGUUAAAGGUGCCCUGGGAUUGGCAAAUAGGACUGCUCUAUGUUGGCUUUAGUGCCUGCAUGUUUGGUCUCUACAGCUUUAUGCCAGUCGUCAUAAAGAAAACCAGCGCCACUUCAGUCAACCUUUCUCUGCUCACAGCGGACUUGUACAGCCUGUUCUGCGGAUUGUUUCUCUUCCAUUACAAGUUUUCAGGACUUUAUCUCCUGUCUUUCUUCACCAUCCUCAUCGGGCUGGUGCUCUAUUCCUCCACCUCCACCUACAUAGCCCAGGACCCCCGGGUGUAUAAGCAGUUCCGCAAUCCUUCAGGACCUGUUGUGGACUUACCAACCACAGCUCAGGUGGAACCCUCAGUCACCUACACCAGCCUGGGCCAGGAGACUGAAGAGGAGCCUCAUGUUCGUGUGGCCUAGAAUGAGGCCCGCCCUGCCCACCAAGGCCAACUCAUUGGCCAUGUUUUUGCCCAUCAUUUCUGUAUUGUACAUAGAGAAAGGUAUUUACUAGGUGCAGUUUACACAGGUGGACUGCAAGGUAGCAAAUCCUCCGAAAGUUUGUGAAAGGAACAAGCUCAACAUCACUGGAGACUCAGGCUCCAACCCACCUGACUUGGAGAGAUGCCUAGCUAAUGUGUAUCCUGAUCACAAUUCCCCUGCAUUCAUUACUGUGAACAUUUUUGAAUCAAAAGCAAGUAUUAUUGUUAUUAUUAUUUGUAUUAUUAUUGUUACUGUUAUUACACCAACUUGCAGGAGGAUGUUUGGUACUUCUGAUGGAAACUAUUGCCAGACCCACAUGUAAUCAACAUAAAUCCCACUUUUCUAUGGCAAU
Saimiri boliviensis boliviensis (Bolivian squirrel monkey) is the source of this 2127-nucleotide messenger RNA. It is a transcript of the gene SLC35F1, whose product is annotated as solute carrier family 35 member F1. Lineage: Eukaryota; Metazoa; Chordata; Mammalia; Primates; Cebidae. Gene Ontology annotation, cellular component: membrane. Gene Ontology annotation, biological process: transmembrane transport. The record is from RefSeq and is a predicted model, not a curated record. Gene Ontology annotation, molecular function: transmembrane transporter activity.